This is a messenger RNA of Aureobasidium musti, 1389 nucleotides long. The record is from the annotation of a GenBank genome assembly. NCBI's taxonomy places the organism in Eukaryota, Fungi, Ascomycota, Dothideomycetes, Dothideales, Saccotheciaceae.
AUUCACCCUGCAUCAUUCGAAACGACGAUGAGCCAAAGUGCUGUCGCUGUGUCUGCACCUGGCAAGGUCUUGCUAGCUGGUGGUUAUCUCGUGCUCGACAGGAAGUACAACGGACUCGUGUUUGGCCUGGAUGCUCGUAUCCACGUCUGUGUAAAGCCCUUCGCAUCAAGUUCAGGUGUCACCUUUUCUGAGAUCACGGUCAAUUCACCUCAAUUCCAGAACGCCGUCUGGGAGUAUGGGUAUCGCUUGGCCGACCAAGACGGGGGUGUCAAAGUGACUCAGUUGAGAGUGAACGCUGACUUGAAGCUCAACCGCAAUCCGUUCGUCGAGACAGCUCUUGCUUAUGCCCUGAGCUACAUCUCCACUGUCGGGCCGUCUCAUGUCUCCCCUUCAUCGAUCACCAUCCUGGCAGACAACGACUACUACUCGACUUCUUCCGCUGACUUGACAGGUGCGAGAUUCCACGACUUCGGCGUCCCUCUUUCGGAAGCAAACAAGACUGGCUUGGGAUCUUCAGCUGCUCUGGUGACUGCAUUCACUGCUGCAGUUCUCAGCUACUACCUACCUCGAGAUGUCUUUGACUUGACUAUUGAAGCUGGCAAGCGCAAGCUACACAACUUGGCACAAGCAGCUCACUGUGCUGCUCAAGGCAAAGUUGGCUCUGGAUUCGACGUGGCUUCUGCAGUGUAUGGCAGUUGCUUGUACCGAAGAUUUUCGCCAUCGAUUCUAUCAGCACAUGGAGAACCCGGUGUACCAGAGUUUGGCAAACAAUUGGUAGACAUUGUCAACGAGAGCGGUGCGAACGGUCAGUGGGAUACUGAGAUUGUCAAGGAUCAAGUCAAGGUACCGCCGGGCAUCAGGUUGAUCAUGUGCGAUGUCAGCUGCGGUAGUCAGACACCUGGCAUGGUUAAGCAAGUCCUCGCGUGGAGAAAAGACACGGGAACAGAGGCAGAGAAGGUGUGGGAAGGACUACAAAGCGUCAACGAGGGCUUGGCUCAAGAGUUGGUCAAAUUGGCCGAGAGUGGAUCCAAAGACUACUCAGGCCUCAAGCAACGCAUUCAGGCCAUCAGACAAGGCAUCCGCGAGAUGAGCAAGCAGAGUGGGGUGCCUAUCGAGCCUCCGGCGCAGACGAAGCUAUUGGAUGCAUGCAGCAACGUCGAGGGGGUAAUUGGUGGAGUGGUGCCCGGAGCAGGAGGGUAUGAUGCAGUUGCCCUGUUGAUUGAGGAUAGGGACGAGGUGGUUCAGAAGCUGCAAGAACUACUUUCUGGCUGGAAGAUCGAAGGCGAGACAGAGGGCAGCAUGGGCAAGGUGAGCAUGCUGGGAGUCAAGCAGGAGAUGUCUGGUGUUCGAGUGGAGCAAGCCGGCCACUAUGCGGAGUGGUCGGAGUAG